Molecule: messenger RNA, 498 nt
Organism: Peniophora sp. CBMAI 1063
Lineage: Eukaryota; Fungi; Basidiomycota; Agaricomycetes; Russulales; Peniophoraceae
Source: the annotation of a GenBank genome assembly
AUGUCGGAUAUAUCCAUUCCCGAGAAGCUUAACGCCGUAUACGUCUUUACUACCGAGGACCUCGGCUACGCUUGCGACCCCUUGAAGGAUCGUGACAGCCUUCGCGAGCAUCUUGACGGCCUCUGCUUGGCCGUCGACGAAAACGAUCGCUUUCUUCAACAUGAGCUCCAGGACGUAUUCCUGACGCCCCGCUACCAGAAGAUCGCCUCAUUCUUUGAUCGUGACCCGACCGUACUUGAAUGGUACUACGCAAUGUACGCGCUCACAGACUCCAAAGACGAACCGGUCAAUACGGUCGCGUCCGUCGUCUGCGGGAAGGAGAAGCCGAAAGGGCCGGUGAUCAUAGUGAAAGACGGUCCAGCGAGCAAAUGGGGCUCGUUCGGGACAGAUGUAGAUGUCGAUGAAGUCGCCAAGACUCUGUGGUACUACCACAAGAGCGGUACCUCCGUAGAAGCGGAAUUCGGCGAACGCACGCUGCUCCGGAUCCUAAGUGCCUGA